AUGUUCGCCGGGUACCACAAGCUGUCGAUGGAUCAUACGCGAUGCAAGCAGGCGAACCAUAUGGGGAUGAACACAGCAUCAUGGCAUCCUGGGACAUGCAAGGCGGCGGGUUACUCACAGCUCAUGAACCAACACAGUCUUGGUCCAUUCCAGCGUCAGAUGUGGGUGAAACCGGAUGGGAUGUCACCGAGCCAGCUUGCCAACUACAAGAUCCCGUCCUGGGCUGAUCCUCACUACAGUGCUGCUGGAGAUGAUCGGAACUUUGGUUAA
Molecule: messenger RNA, 270 nt
Organism: Guillardia theta CCMP2712
Lineage: Eukaryota; Cryptophyceae; Pyrenomonadales; Geminigeraceae
Exons: 4
Coding region: 1-270 (89 amino acids)
Source: RefSeq, a predicted model, not a curated record